AUUUCUUAAACAUUGACAACGUUGUACUGUGAGUUGACGUGUCCUCUUCGUGGCAAGAUUUGCGGUUUUUCUUGUCAAAAUAUCGUAAAAAUCUUGUAGAUGUGUAUUUCUUCAUUUGGCCAAACAUAAGGCAGCAAUCUUCGCUAAGCUCUUAUCGUAGAUACACACAGAGAAAAUGGUUAAACCAGUGCGAAAAUCAUCGAAUAAGAAUCCUCCAAUUUUAAGUCAUGAAUUUGUUAUACAAAAUCAUGCAGAUAUUGUUUCUUGUGUGGCUAUGGUUUUUGUCGUAGGCCUUAUGGUACAAGCGACAACACCAUUGGCUUCAGUGUUUAUUACCCUUCACCAUAACGUUACCGGAGACCAUGGUGAUAUACCAUUGUACUUACCAGGUUUCAAAGACACUGCAGCAGUGUUCUUUUAUAGUUUAAUUUGUAUUAUCGUACACGCUAUCCUUCAAGAGUAUGUCCUAGAUAAAAUAUCGAAGAAACUUCAUUUAUCCAAGUCUAAACUAGCAAUUUUCUCUACCAGUGGACAGUUAUCAGCGUUCUACCUUCUUUCAGCUGGUUGGGGACUUGAUAUUGCUCUCAGAGAGCACCUGAUCCCAGAUUUUGGUAGAAUAUGGUCAGAAUAUCCAACUCCGAUGUUCUUUUUGUUCAAAAUGUACAUCAUAGUUCAGCUGGCGUAUAGUCUUCAUGAGUUACCUGAGUUGUAUUUCCAAAAAGUGAAGAAAGAAGAGUGGACUAAGAAGGGUACCUUGAGUUUAGCUGGUUUUGUUUUAGUUUUGAUUCCCUAUGUUUUGAACUUUAACCGUUUAUUGGUGGUUUUAUUGGUACUCAAUCACACAGCUCAGUUGGUAUAUCAUGGUGCUCAAUUGUUACAAACAGUAGACAAAGAAGAAAAGUUUACUAAAGUGACUAGAUUGGCCUCCACAGUAGUCCAAAUUGUAGCCUGCCUGGGUAGUACCAUAAUUGCUGUGCUGACGCUCUGGUACGGACUCUCAUUGCGCGAGAACCAAGUCCUGGACAUCCAAAACGGCCAGUUCAACGUACCGCUCAUAAGAUUCUCGGUUUUGGCUGGAAUCAUUGUGCUCCAGACCUAUCUGAUCUUCAAGGUGUUCAGUCAGGAAAUCAGUAGAUCUAAGGAAAGCGUUAGUGCGACAACCGUGCCAAAACCCAGGGCGCAGAAGAAGGAAAAAUCAAAGAAAGCAAAGAAAAGUGAAGAAUCUGACUUACCUGAAGUCGACCAAAACACCAACAAAAAUCUGAGAAAACAAAAAGUAAAAUAAACUUUGACGUUGAAGGUCUCAAAAAAAUAUGACAGAUUUUUUUCUGUAUUCUCUUGACUUUUCGCGGCUUUUCUUUGACUAUGAUACAGGAAAAAAAAACACUGACUGCUUCCCUAGAAUAAUUAAAACCCAUCCUUAUUCUCUCUAGAUAUCUAGAUAAUUUAUUUUUAGGAAAUCUAUUUUAAAAAA
Molecule: messenger RNA, 1474 nt
Organism: Sitophilus oryzae (rice weevil)
Lineage: Eukaryota; Metazoa; Arthropoda; Insecta; Coleoptera; Curculionidae
Gene: TRAM
Product: translocating chain-associated membrane protein 1-like 1
Exons: 7
Coding region: 176-1285 (369 amino acids)
Biological process (GO): protein insertion into ER membrane; SRP-dependent cotranslational protein targeting to membrane, translocation
Cellular component (GO): endoplasmic reticulum membrane
Source: RefSeq, a predicted model, not a curated record